Spodoptera litura is the source of this 883-nucleotide messenger RNA. The record is from RefSeq and is a predicted model, not a curated record. Lineage: Eukaryota; Metazoa; Arthropoda; Insecta; Lepidoptera; Noctuidae.
AUGGCAUUUGGCUACAGCUGCUGUCACGCGGGGUACUCGUACUGCGGCGCGUGCGCAGCGUUCGCCUACAGACAAGUUAGCCCCGUUGUUGUCAAGCGCAUCUUCAUCCUGGGUCCCUCCCACCACGUGAGGCUCGGAGGCUGCGCCCUCUCGUCUCUGGAUAAGUAUCAAACUCCACUCUACGAUCUCACCAUUGAUAAACAAAUUUACGCGGAACUAGAAGCGACCCGUCAGUUUGAAUGGAUGGACGUGCAGACGGACGAAGACGAACAUUCGAUCGAGAUGCAUCUGCCGUACAUAGCUAAAGUUAUGGAAGAAUACCAGACAGGAUUUACAAUCAUACCUAUCCUAGUUGGCUCUUUGACCCCCGAAAAGGAAGCGAAAUACGGGGCGAUUUUGGCCCCCUACCUGGCAGACCCCCAAAACCUGUUUGUGAUCUCUUCAGAUUUCUGCCAUUGGGGGUCUAGGUUUAGGUAUACGUGGAAAGAUAAUUCUAGGGGUCAUAUCUACCAGAGCAUUGAGUGGUUGGACAAACAGGGUAUGGACAUUAUUGAGAAGAUGGAUCCGCGCGUAUUCACCGACUACCUCAACAAGUACGGGAACACGAUAUGCGGUAGACACCCCAUUGGCGUGCUUCUACAGGCCAUAGCCAAGUUACGCAGUUCGUCUAAUUCGCCUCGGAUGUCAAUGAAAUUCUUAAAAUACGCUCAAUCCUCCCAGUGUAUGAACUCGCAAGAUUCUUCCGUCUCCUACGCCAGCGCUUCCUUGGUUAUUGAGUAGGACAUUUAAAGAAAUUGAGGCAAGUUUUUCUAAUUGAUAUUUUUAGAAUGUAUUUUUAGCAUACCGUGAAAUCUAUUUCGUUUUCGUUCCGAAGCAAAAUGGU